CACUGGCGGAGGCCGCUGCUGGCCACGCCCCCCGAGCGGGAGCGGGGAAGGCUCCGCAGCGGGGCCCUCCCGUGUCUGGCUGCGGGGCGGUACCGCAGCUCCUGGCGGGAGGGACGGCGCGGGUUGUCCCCGUGAGCGCCACGGGGCGAACCUUCGGCCGUGUCUGUCGAUCCCCUGGCCCGGCCGUCGCGCCGGGCACGGAGCGGUUGCGGGCACAUGGCGCGCUGCGGCGGCGGCGGUGCUGCGCCGAAAGGCCCCGGCCCGGCGGCGGUGGAGCGGCAGCAGCUGAAGGCGGCGCUGGCCGAGCAGCUCCGGCAUGAUCUCGGCAGGCUGCUGGCGGAGGGGGCGUGCUCCGACGUGACCAUCUGUGCGGGCCCCGCCGCGCUGCGGGCACACCGGGCCGUGCUGCUGGCGCGGGCGCCAAGGCUGUUCGCCGCGGUGGGCGCCGGGCGGCCGCCCCGAGAGGUGCUGCGCAUGGACGGCGUAGAGCCCGCAGAGUGCCGGCGCUUCCUGCGGCUUGUAUAUUCAUCUGAUAAAAACCUCCAAGAAGCUGAAGAGCCAGCUAUGAUUAAAAAAGUACUGGAACCCAAGUUAGUACAGGAACACAACACUGCUACUCUUCAGAACACUCAAACAAAUGUAAAUUGUCUUGGAGCUAGCAUAAAACCACCUGUUGAUCAGGAUGCUCCAAGUGGAGCUGUGCAGAAAGAAGUUGCUUCUUCACCUUCUAUUGAAGAGGAACUUCCAGAAGUAGCCAGUGAUGCAGAAAGCAACAAAACCACGGCAGGUAAUGCCAAACUAGAAACUGCUUCUGUGUUAGGCGAAGAUUUAAUGAUGCUCUACAAGAAGUGCCGUUGCCCAGAUAUUAGUAUUUGUGUAGAAGGCAAAGAGUUUCAAGCUCACAGGGCCAUUUUAUGUGCCAGAUCUAGUUACUUUGCUGCUAUGCUGAGUGGAAGUUGGGCUGAAAGCUCCCAAGAGCGCAUCACUCUUCAAGGCAUAAGCCAUGUAGAAAUGAGUGUCAUCUUGCAUUUUAUAUAUGGAGGUAUUUUGGACUUCCCAGACAAAGUUGAUGUUGGCCGCAUGCUGGGCAUUGCAGAUAUGUAUGGCCUCGAUGGGCUGAAAGAAGUAGCUAUUUACAUUUUGAAACGAGAUUACUGCAAUUUCUUCCAAAAGCCUGUUCCUGGAAAACACCAACCUGUACUAGAAUGCAUGGCUAUUGCUCACUCACUGGGAGUGGAAAACCUAUAUGCUGCUUGCAUGAAAUGGGUAGGAAAACAUUUUGCGAAAUGUUUGUCAGAGAGAAGCUUUGCCAGUUUACCUACUGAACUUCAGAACAACUGUCUUGUUAUGUUGAUUAACUCUUUGAGCCACAAGAAUGCUGUUUUCCUUUUGAUGGAGAGUGACCGCCUCAUCAAUAGCCUUCCCCAAGUGAAGUGGACAGAGCCAGCCGUGGCCUUGGCAUCUAGGCUACAGGAGGAAUGUGUAACGUUUAUUGUGGCAAACUUCCUACAUGUAGUACAAAGUGAAGGCUUUUCUACUCUGCUGCAGGCACAGGCCAUGAGCAGCAAACCUGACCUUCUAGAACUGAUUUUUAAUGCAAUUGAAGAAAGUAUUAAUAAUGAAAAUAGCUGCUUUCUCCUUGUAGCUGUGGAUACGUUGUUGGAGUCCACAAACGUGAAGGAGAUGGGUUUUACGUGCAAGAUCGAGGCGCUGCGUGAUAAGCUCUGGGUCUUCCUGGUUCAGUCUUUUUAUGCUGUUCGUCACACGGAAAGCUGGAAGCUGAUGAGGCCAGACCACCAACAGAAAAUACAAGCAGCUGCAUUUGACAAAGGUGAUGACCGAAGACUUGGCAAAAAACCUGUAUUCACUAGUUCUCAGCUAAACAAAUCUGUUACUGAAUCUGUUGGCAUAAGGAAUACUUCUUGGACAGAACACAGCAAGAAAGAUUGCUGGGGAGAUUCUUCCACUAAUCAGGAUAAAAUGAAAUCUGAUGGAUUAGGAGCAUCUGGACAUACAUCUAGCACCAAUAGAAACACUGUUAAUAAGGCUUCAAAGCAUGAGGAUGUAAAGGGGAAAGAUGGCAAAAAACUAGUUUCCAAGAUUACUAAGGAUUCAAAAGCUGGGGAAAAAGCUGCUUCACCAAAGGCUAGAGCUGUUAUAAAGACAAAAACAGAAAAUAAUGGAAAUGUGAAGGCUGAAAGCAUGCUCACCAAACAAGAGAUAGAAAAGACAUCAUCUGUAGGUGGCCAAAAAAAUUCAGGAAGCGGCAAAGGACUGAAGAACCAUGAAGGAAAAACUGCAGGUGCCAGACCUAAAGUGCUGACAGUAACUUCAAGCGUGCAGAUUAAAACAAAGCCAUUGAAAAAACCCACAGGGAAGGAAUCUCCCUCCUCAGCAACCGCGGCAGGAACUUCCAGCAAGUCACCAAACUCAAACACAGAUACCCAGGCUGCGAGUGAACAGACUGAGGAACCCAAAGAGGAGAAAUUGGUAGAGGAAGGGAAAAAACAGACUGUGAAAACAAAGUCAUGUGUGAAAACACCAAAUGGAGUCGCCAACAAAACCAAAAAGACUGAGCUUGAAGCUAAUGUCACCACAAGCAGUCUGGCCAAAAAAUCAACUGGAAAGGGUUGUACUGAACAAAAUGCACAAGCUGUUCUAAAGAAAAAAGUGAAUGUGAGUAGCAAUUCUGCAGCACAGCAAAAGGCUCAAAGCACACCUACCAAUUCUCCCAAGAACCAAGGACCUCAGGGGGAAUCACCAAAUUCACUGAAAUCAGGAAUGUCUCCAAAACAUAAUGAAGAAAAAACUGUAUUACAACAUCUGGUGCAGACAACACCCCCAGAAAAACACCCUUCAGCCAAGAAGAAGAGUGUUAAGCAGUCACAAACACCUGUAGCAAAAACCACUGCAAAACUAACAUCUAAAACUCCAGCUCCAUCAAAGCAUGCUGAGAUUACAAAUAGUAAAGACCCAAAACCAAAAACAGCUGGGCAAUCUGUAUUAAAAUCUCAGUCCUCUGCCCAAAAACAUUCCAGGAGUGAGUCUCCUGCUGUCCAGAAGAACAUGCACACCUCUGAGCACAGAAGUUCAGGACAGAAACUUGAGAAGAAUGUGGCUGAUGACGAUGAAUGCUGUUCUGCAAAGCAAAGUGAAGUUUUGAAACCUGUGAUGCAGAGUAACAGUGAAGAUAAACUGCUGACGCCCUGUCAAUCCAUUAAACAAAAUUUGCCAGAUCCCUCUGAAAAUGUGGAAAAUAAAAUACAAUCCAAAUCAUCUUCUCUAAUUACAGAAGAAACUAUUUCGCAACUGCACAUUUCACAGCAAAAUAGAAAGGAAGCAAGUCAAAUCUGUGGAGAUAAGACUGGAAUUAAACAGAUUGAACCUACAGAGAAAGAUGGUAAGACAGCUGAAGUUCCCUGUCAUGCACAGCCUUCCAAUGAUGGAUACUCAGAUUUUUCCAAGGAAACGAAUCAAAAAGCUACUGCUUCAGGAGAACUGGUGAAACAUUCAAAAGCAACAGAAGUCUUUACUGAACAAAGUGAUCCAUUAAACUCUCAAACAGGUCUUAACUAUGGUGAAAAUGCUUUACCAAGCUUUUCCAGAACCAUAACCAAUAAAGAGGAUGAGACACCAUCUCCUCAGAUUCACAUGGAGGAACUUCUUACAGCUGAUGAGCUGUGUGAUACAUCAGCCUUGACUGAAUACAAAUCAGUUUCAGCAGAUUUAGAUGAUGUUUCAGAAUGCUCCACAGAACAAAUAACAGAAAAAUAUUCACCUGGUUACACAGAGCCUACAGAUCCUACAGAAACGCCAGAAAACCAUGAAAAUACAGAAAUUCCCUUCGUGGACCACUGGAGUACUGGCGCACUAGAUCCAAAAGAGAGUCCUGAAUCAGAUACUGGCAGUGCAACCACAUCCUCUGAUGAUAUAAAGCCAAGAUCAGAAGAUUACGAUGCAGGAGGCUCUCAGGAUGAUGAAGGAUCCAAUGAAAGAGGCAUUUCUAAAUGCAGCACUAUGUUAUGCCACGAUUUUCUUGGAAGAAGCAGCAGUGACACAAGUACACCCGAGGAACUAAAAAUAUAUGACAGCAGCUUAAGAAUAGAAGUGAAAAUGAAAAAAGAGGGUUCUGAUCUCUUCCGUGUUAAUUCAACGAGUGAUGAUGAAAUACCAAGAAAAAGACCUGAAAUUUGGUCCCAUCAAGAAAGUGCAAGGACCAAUACUAGAGAAAGCAAAAGUUCCACUUUCAGUAACACACAGUUUACUCAGGAAGCAGACCAGGUUUCUUCUUCUGCUGAUGAAACAGAGGAUGACAGAUCUGAAGCAGAGAACGUUGCAGAAAACCUUCCUGCAUCGAAUGUUCCUACUCAGCAGUUCCAAGGAAUUGAUAACUUAGCUUUUGAAGAUGCAACAGAAAAUGAUGCUGCAAGUCAAGAGUUCCCUAAAACUAAGAACUUCAAACGAUCUGUUUUACUUUCCGUAGAUGAAUGUGAAGAACUGGGAUCUGAUGAUAGAGUGGACUCUCACACUUCACGUCAGCAUUCAAUAGAUUCUCUUACUCCUUCGGAAGUAUUUGACAGUGUUUCUCAAGAGCACCAUGGAAAUACUUUUUAUUCAAAACACUCACUGGAAAUUGAAGAUGGACUCCUGGAUUCCAAACAGCAUAAAGAGAGAGACAAUAAAUCAGAUGAAAGUCCUCUCCUACAUCCUCAUGGCACUGAAAUCCCAGGGAAGGGGGAUCAAGGUGUUUCAAUGACUGAACAAAAUUGCCCAGAGAAAGUAUGCUCAGCAGCUAGUCCGUGUCCAGGAGAAAAACAGAAAGCAAACAUGAAGAAUGAGGUGGCAAGUGAAUUUCACCAGUGCAAUAAAUACUUAGACAAUGAUGCAAAAUCUCAAGAAAGACCCUGUCAUUUGGAUCUUCAUCAGAGAGAAGCUAAUUCUGAUGUGCAGAAGAGCAGCUCUGCAAAACCUGUAGAAGCCAGUAAGAAUCAGCUACUGACUCAAGAAGGUCAAGUGAGAGACAGUCACCCAGCACCUACUGAAUGCGCUAAUACUGAUUUACUUCCAGGAGACAUAGAUGAGUAUGACACAAUGGCAAAAACCUGCAUGUAUGAGCAUCGGCCUUCAAAAACCCUUUCUCCAAUAUAUGAGAUGGAUGUUGGAGAAGCAAUUGAACAGAGGAUGGAUUCAGAAACAGCAGUUCUAGAUGUGGAUUUUGAAGAUCAGCAGUUUGCAGAACAGGACUGGACUCUUCUCAGGCAAUUGUUAUCCGAGCAGGACUCAAACAUCGGGUUCAAAAACUCUGUUCCUGAAGACCUUAACCUAGCACAAUGUCUCAUCAAUCAGACACUGUUUCUGGCACGAGAUGGUUCGAAUCCUCAGGGUACAUCACAAGUUGACACAUUCAGUAGGUGGACUGAACUCAUGUCUCCACUUGAUGAUUCUUCAGCAAGCAUUACAGUGGCAAGCUUUUCAUCUGAAGACUGUUCGUCCCCUCAAGGGGAAUGGACAAUUCUUGAACUGGAAACCCAUCAUUAAGGUGAACUCCAACCCAUUCCCCAAAUCUAUUUUUGAUGAGUUGUUUCCAUACAAUAAUGAUACCGCAUCAGUCAAGAACAAGCGAUUCUUGAUACUGAGGCAAUCUUUCUGAUAUUAUGAGGUAAAUAUGUUAAUUUAUAAUCUAGAUUUAAUUGCAAGUACAGUAAUUUUUCAAGACUUAAAUGUAUGUCUUUUCUAAAAAUGAACUUUGAGCAUGUAUUUUCUAGAACUGUUAGAAAAAUUAGAUUACAUGAAAGAAUCUUGGUUUCCACCUUCCCUUUUAUCUUCCUUUCUGACAUCUAAUCUUCUCAUUAAGCAAGAAUUUCAAGAUGACUGCACAAUUAGAGCUAUUCCCCUCCCUUUUUUUCCCCUCUUCUCUCUAUACGGUGACUUCAUUUUACAAUAAUAAAGAUUCAGAAUGGUUGUGUUGAAAGGUGAUGUGUGCCAACGCUGCUUUAAAUAAUGGAAAUAUAUACUUAUAUUCAAAGAAAACGUUUCAGUAUCAAUCUGCCUUGGGCCUUAUUAAUAGGAGCAGCUUGUUUCAUCUGUUUCUUCCAGAUUUGAUUUUUUGUAUUUUGGGUUUGCUUUGUUUAGAAGUUUCCAAUAAUUUUUUUUAAACUGUCUUUUCUUUAAAUACAAGACUUCAGAGGGUCUGUGCUACAGGAACAGCACUGUUUCUUUCUUAAAAAGGCACAUAUUAAAUAUUUGUAAUGGCAUAGUGCAUGUAGUGCAUGGUAGAAUGCUGCUCCUGUUAUAAAAAACAGCAUGUCUGGCAUCUCUAAAAGUGUAUCUCAGUCUGAAGUCCUGGUCAGUGCUACAUCACAAGUCUGAUACUGACUAGACUACAAUUACCUUCAGGCUUGAAUUCGUUACACUUGCACCCUUCUGGCACAGCCUAAGGCACAGCAAGAUUCUCAGGAAUUUGGUUUUGUUUGUUCUCAUAGGUGCUACAUUUUUUGAGGGGUAAUAGGAUUCUUGCAUCUUCAUUAAUACCUCUAUAGUGUAGCUUUUAUAUUCAGACUAAAUGUCAACAUAACCAUUCUUCUGACUAAGAGUGAAAUAGGAUAUACUUCUCAGUAUUGCUUAUUCUGCUGGGUUUGGCUAUUAAUUUGGAUGUGGAUGGGACUGUUUAUUAUCUUUUCUGAUUUGACAGGGGAAGGAGGGAAAAACUGUUUGUGAUUCCUACAAAGUCAGAACUUCUCCUGAAUCGUACAGGGUUUUUUCCCUGCAAAGGUUAGGCCCUCUAAGAUACCUGCAUUAUGGAAAUAUUAGGGCUUGCCUUUCACAGAGCUUAAACUCUAAACAGAAAGUAUUCUAUCUCCUCUUAGCCAUUAACAGAAGUGCCUUCAGAAGCGGGUGCUGCCAUACAGGCUGUAAAAGGCUACUAACACUUUUUUCUUGUGCACUUAGUUUUAACAACAUAAGCUGGCUGUAAGCACUGAUAAUAUGGUCAGUUUUGCAAGCUUUUGCACAAUUCCAACAGUGCAGCCCAGUUUUCUUUAGAAACUUCCUUUCUUUUUGCUCAUAGUCAGAAACUCUCAGUUCAGUGGAAAUAUGAAGUUGCCCCAGCAUAUGACUAAAGAAUUUAGAAUUUGUCUCAUCUUUGGACUUGACAUAAUAAAAGAGCUCUGAAGCAAAAUAAUUUAUCUAGAAAUCCACUUUGUUGAACUUCUGAUACAGAAGUAAAAGGAUGUUUUAUUUACCCCAAAAUAAAUGGAGGAAGAAUUUUCUCUCAUUCUUUAAUAUCGAAGCAGAGGAAGAAAAAAGAAAACCUUCCUUUCUGUUUAUGUCAGUGAAGAAUUAGAACUCUAAACUCAGGGAAGGAAGAUGUUCAGUCCCAUAAUAAAAAUCUUUCCCCUACUUUUUUAGCUUUUAGCAGCAUAAAUAAUCUGACAUAUUAUGAUUUAAAAUAUUUUAAAUGUAAUAUGCUGUAUUUACCCAAGUCUUCAUAGUGAUAGAGUAAGAAGAACCUUCAGAAGUGCAAAUCAUCAAGAAAAUCUAUUUUUCACAAGGUGUAUUGACAGUGGAUAAUCUUUUGAAUAAACAAAAGAACUCUAGUAUUAGCCAUACUAAAAGAAGCAACGCUAGAGAAGCUCUUACAGAAAGCUAAGGAAUGGUGUUUUCUCCAUUUCUGUGUAAAAGACUAGAGUACAAGUUGUUCACAUAAAGUUUAAUCAACAUUAAAAUCCUGAUGAUAUUCUGGUAGUGGGCAUUCACAUGUGAAACAAAAUGAAGUGAUGGAAAGGAGAUGAUAAAGGCUUAGGAAAAAUGACAGAAAGUGAAAGAAGGGUUCUUGUUGCCUUUUUUUUUAUCCAUAUUUUUAAUUUCUUACUGAAUUAAAAAAGUAAUACUGAGAAGUGGUGCAGAGAGUUCCUUGUCUGUAUGAAAUACAUGUGGGGGGGGUUAACUGUUUGGUUUUUUCUUUGCAUUUACUUUUCCAGUUGUAUGAAAAUUAAAUUAGCUUCUCUCUCUUCAAGUCCCCAGUGAUGCUGCUGCAAUUCCUUUAAUAGUUUUGCAGUAGCUCAGUGAUUAGGAUUUAGUGUAUUGUUCAGUUGGUCCAUAUGCAGCCAUAGAAUUCAGCUUCCCACAGCCUAAUAGUCUCUGUAGAAGUAGCAAGAAUAGAAAGCUGUAUUGUUUUUAAUUCGCGUUACCAGAGUGCCUGUGAGGCUUAAUCAGAGCAGCAUCCCAGUGGCUAGACAUUGUACAAACACAGAACAAAACCAGGCUUCCCGCAGAGCCUUUAUAAUCCAAGUUAAGACAAAAGACCAAAAAACAACAUGGAUGGAAAAAUAAAAUUAGUGUCAAUAUUUGUCUAGCUGAUUAGCAGUGGUUUCAGCACACCAUCAGUUUAAAUAUUGUCAUUUUCUUCUUUUGUGUGUGUUAUGAGCAGAGGAAGCUGGAGAGUGACAUUUGGAGGCUGGACAGUGAGGGAGCUGUAGGAAUCCAUAUUCCUGACCAGCCCUGUGUGCCAUCUAAACUCUAUUCCUGUCUGACCUCAUUCAGGAUGAGGUUCAAGCUUUAAGCAAGAUGCAGGUGGCUAUUGUUUUAAUAUCAGUCACUUCACUUCUCUCAAGUCCUACUUAUGCCUCCUGCCAGUGAUCUUGCCACUCUAUUGGCCUCUUCUCCAAAACAUGAGAGAAUGGACAGAUGUUUGUUUGAAAAUGGCAUAUAGAAACAAUCAAACCUAGUGCCGUAGACUCCACGGGAAUAGGGAUCAAGAGGUCCUACAUGACCUCUAAAGUAAAGACAAGGUAUGUACAUCUGAUGGAACAGUGAAAGGGCAUUAAUGAAGAAACUAAAGAAAUGGCAUAGUCAAACUAAUGUUUAAAUAUUUAGCUUGCAGUAGUACUUUGAAUAAGAAAAGUGGAAUUGCUUUGGCAAAGUCUGAGAAGACACUGUUGCAGUCAAGUGGCUAUACUGACAGCUUACAUGAGAUUCUUACAUGAAUGGGUGAAGAUGUCUGUAUCCUAGAGGUAGUAACAAGAAAGUUAUUGAAAUUUAGAGGACAGGACUCAGAAAUCAGAGUUUAGUAAGAUAAUGACCCUGGUUUUGCCACCCUGAAUGGUGUGUUAUGAAGGUGAGAAAUAAGGAAGGAUGUUUUAAAAGUAUGCAUUAAGUUUAAAAUAGGCUAGAUCUCCAAAAGGUGAUGUCAAUAGGCAUAAUUACUUCUUUUUGCUUGGAAAACUAGAGUCUAGUCUGGACUGGAAAAUCAACUUUGCAGGUUUUUCACAUAUAGAAGCUAGCUAAAAUAGUAUUUGUGGAAUAAAUCACCAACAGACAUAUUGCAGAGGGAAGAAAGAAUUAAAUGAAAGCCCAAAACCUGGAACCGUAUAGAAAACUCAGGAAAGUGGAGGUUCUUACAAAUGAUCUGCUCAAAAGAACAAUUAAGGAAGUAACGGAAAUAAACAAAAUGGUGACAGGAGUCAAAUGAGAAUGACAGGAUUAUCAGGAAAAAUGCACCACUGGCUUCACUGGUGGCCCACAAGACAGAUGAAUAUAAAACUGCACUUUUGAGGCUGGUUAAGAACAUGUUCUUAGGGACUGUGAUCAAAAUGAGAUACUGGCUUCCUGAGAGUGCAAGGCAGCCAGAUGACAGUUUGGUAGAGUAUGACAGAACUACAGGAAGAAAACUGAGCUUAACCAUUGAAAGAGAGGCAACAGUUAGAAAAGCACAUCAGUUAAUAAUGUUUUGGUUUUUAAGGGCAUGAGAUUAUGCCAUAUUUAUAAACUGUAGCAAAAGAAAUGAGACUGAGACCUAAAGACCAAGAGAGAUAAGUAUUCAUGAAAUGAGAUCAGCAGACAGUCUGGGCUGCUACAAGUGAUCAGAUAAGAGCAUAAGGAAAGACAAACGUCUGCUUUUGUGGUAGAGGUAGUGGAAAAGACAGUCCAUAUAUUCAUCAUUUUUCCUCUUAGAAAAACUUGUUGUAGAAUCAUAGAAUUACAGAACUAGAGAAACACAGUCUUGCACGGACCUCAAAAGUUCACUAGUCCAACUUCCUGCUAAAACCAGGGGUAACUUCAAAGUUAGACCAGGUUGCUAGGGCUUUACCAAGGUCCAUAGUGUGUAACAUGGUAAUAAAGUCAGCAGGCAGGAGCACAGUGCUCACAGGAAAUAGUUCUUAGAGAUAAAAAUACUCUCAUUAUAAUAAAACUACUUUGGGUAUUUUUGGAAUAUAUUAGUAAGGAAGUACAAGAAGUCUGGCUUGCUUGCAAUGUUUUGAAGUUCUAGAUGAUAUGUAACUGAACUGUACAUGUUUCAUAAUCUUAUUCCACACUUUUAAAGGGUUUUAAUUAUUUCAAAGUUACACUGAGCUUUUGAAUUUGCUAAUUUUAUUAUUUCAGAGGAACUAGUGGGUAAAAGAACUUCCCCUGUUUCUCACAAAACAUAGGAUCUGUUCCCCUAGCAUUGUCUAUCUGUUACUUUCAGGGAAUAUGUUCUAGGUACAGGCUGCAGGAGACUAUUUUAAAGCUUUGAAUAUAUAUUAUUACCAUCUAGAAAAUAAUUAGUAGCAUGCUCAUUCUACUUUGCUCCAGAAUAUCUACAUCUCUGCAUGAAGGAAUUAAGAACCGCUAUUAUGUUGUUCAUCUGUUGCUCAGAAUCAAGACAUUUAGGAAGUCAUUAUUUUGCUCCCACUGAUGUUGAAGGAAAAGCUCCUGUUGACCUCAGCUGAAGCAGGUUCAGGGCUUACCUACAUUAAACGCAUGUACUAGAAGCACUAUUUUUCCAUUUUAGCUAUUUCAUAGCUUUCUAGUUUUACUCUACUAAUAAUUCUAGAUGUGACAAAUUGCAGCUAGAAAGACUUCAAUUUAGGAGUCAUAAUUGUAUGCAUUCUGUUAAUAUUUCAUGACUGGGGUGAUUUAACAUUUUUACAUUGAUAAAUGACAUUCUUGCCAGGACUACAUGGGAAUGAGGACAAAAGAUAAAAUGAGAAGCACCAGCUUUGAUACAAUGGAUGAUUCCAUGGAAAUGUGCUUUUAGAUUUAUAAUCCAAUAUAAUUAUAAGCUUUCAUCUCUUGCAGAAAAACCAUACUGGUUUUCAGCUCUUGAACACAAGCUACAUAUGUUAUUUUUGAAAAAUAAGCUUUAAUGUGUUCAAUUUUGGAAAAAAUGCAGCUCAAAUACAUUCUUUGGCUAAUUUAAAACCAAGCUUCCUAUCAACGACUACCGUGUGUGUUUAUGGAAACUUAACCUGUAACGGAGGAAAACAAUUUAUACGAACAGUGGAUAUCAACUGGGGAAAAAUACUGGGUUUGAUAAUUUAGUUCUUUUUUUACCUUUGGUAACUAAUAAGUGAAGAAGCUAUAGAAGUACAUGUAUGCACACACACAUCUUUAUUUCUUGCAUUUGACCUUCCUUCUACACUUUGCUUUGCAAUCUAUACUGUGUAGUCAAUUAGGCCACAGUUCUGCAAACAAGUGAGCGAACCCACUUAAACAUUUGCAGAUGGACUUUCAGUUAAGAUUCCUUUUUCAGAAAGGGUAAUGGAACCAGCACUGGGGGCAGACACUGCAUACUUGGGUUAUUAUAUGGUACUCAACUUAAUGAGGUUCUAAUUCUGAUGAACCAUCUGGACGCAAUUAAAGUAUGAAAUAAUUAAUAACGGAAUUCCAUUAAGUUGCUUCCCUGUUCUCCUUAAUUUAUUGCUGAGUUCCCAGCUCAGAAGACAUUCAUUAGAGAAAUAAAAGUCCUAAGAAAUUUAACUUUCUGUAUUGUGUGCAACAAAAGAUCCUUUGCUAUUGCACAGUAAAAUAUGAAUGCUGAUCAGAUCUUCAAUAAAUGAAGCCUUAGUAUUGGGAAGUGGUGACUAUAGCUCAGUAACUAGGUAUAUUUAACAAGGACACUGAUGGUCAAAAUAGUACGUUAACAGAAGGUGAAUGUUAACUGCAAUAGAGUGAGUGCACCUUCUGGUAAACCUGAACAGAGGCUCACAUAUAGGGAUUUGGGGACUAAGUCCAAUUACCAAGGUAGUCCGUGAGAUUUUAUAUUUAUGCACACAAGUAAAAGUGACUUUUUCUCAGCUCCCACUGAAAUUAGUGCUAUCAGAUCCAUGUUUAUAAAAAUCAGGGUAUUUUUAAGUGUCUGAAGAGAAAGACUGGAAACCCACAUAAAAAUCAUGGCUCAUGUAACUUACUUUCUAACUGUAUAAGCCAGUUUUCAGAGUGCACUCACUAAAUUACUUAAAUCUACAACAUCCUCAUUUAUGCAAUCCUUAUUUAGUCGUUUGUGUGAUUUUCUUACACUUGUGCUUAAUGAAAUCAUUUUAGUUCUUCAUUUCUUUUCUUAUAACCCUCUUUGGAGUGUGGCAUAGCAUCCUGCCUCUCGGUAGAAUUAAAUUGAUGUGCUUAAGAUUAGUAUAAAUAGGAAAAAUCAUAUGUACAUGCCAGAUUCAGCGUAGGUAGCACAAAAACCUUUUGUUACCUUCGUAGAUUGAAGUAAUUUUCAUGUCCCUGAACAUGAGAUCUAGAAGACAAACUUCUUACCUGUAACAAAAUGUCACCCUGUAUCUUCAUGGUAGAGAAGGAAACUUCAUUCUCUAUUUUCUGGUUAUCGUGUUCUAGUAAUCAAGAUUAAUGCUGUAUAAGGGGACGCAUUUGGAGCAGAAUUUUGAGUCACUACCUGUAGUUCAUGGCUUUAUGGUCCUAGAAUAUUUUGACCGCUCAGUCUUUUGGAGGGUGAGGGGAAGGUGUUAAGCUCUCAAACUGAAUGCUUGCAUGUUUUCUACCUGCUUGCUUUUCAAACGUAAUUACCUGGGGCCUAAGUAACCAUAUUUCCAAAUAACUCCUUGUGAACAGUCUUCUGUUUCCAGAAUCUCUGUACGGUUGCAUAGUCCCACAAGCUUUCUUUCCCAUGCUACAUACUGAACAUUCUUAGUUGAUUUCUGUAUGACAGCAAUUAAUAAAUCCUACGUGUAACAAA
This is a messenger RNA of Strigops habroptila (Kakapo), 12955 nucleotides long. RefSeq names its product BTB domain containing 8 (gene BTBD8). Gene Ontology annotation, molecular function: protein binding. The coding region runs from base 217 to 5538 and encodes 1773 amino acids. The transcript has 18 exons. Lineage: Eukaryota; Metazoa; Chordata; Aves; Psittaciformes; Psittacidae. The record is from RefSeq and is a predicted model, not a curated record.